Messenger RNA from Jatropha curcas, 1279 nucleotides. Its product is annotated as RING/U-box superfamily protein. Gene Ontology annotation, cellular component: SUMO-targeted ubiquitin ligase complex. Gene Ontology annotation, biological process: ubiquitin-dependent protein catabolic process. Lineage: Eukaryota; Viridiplantae; Streptophyta; Magnoliopsida; Malpighiales; Euphorbiaceae. Gene Ontology annotation, molecular function: ubiquitin protein ligase activity; SUMO binding; SUMO-ubiquitin ligase activity. The record is from RefSeq and is a predicted model, not a curated record.
GCUACCAAAGAAAAGAAAACAAUUCCUUUCUAAAUUUUGUAUGUGUGGUUAAGUUUUGAUUGAAUUUUUCUUGUUCUGAUUAUUGAAAAGCAUCGUUGACUAACCGUUUGAUUUGUAAAUGUUAGAGUGUAGUAUUUUAAUUUCUAUCGAAAAAUUGAUUACUGAUGAUGAAUUUUAAAUCGAAAGUUUGAAUUUUGGAAGCAGACAAAGUUAAAGGUUUUGAAGACUGAAAUUUUUGAUUGGAAGAUCAUAGAAAGAGCAUGAGCACUCAGGCCCAGGGGAUGAGGGGGCCUCCCUUAAGGGGGUAUCGGAGGAGGAAGACAAUGCUGGACUUAAAUGUGCCUCCAAGUGAAAGCAGGGAUCAGGAAGGAACUUCAGCUCAGAAUGUGCUGCAGGAAGUGCAAGCAAGCCAACAAGUGCGGCCCAUACCAGCUAAUACAAUUGAUGUUGAGGCCAUUGAUGAUGACGUUAUUGAAUCAUCCCCAAGGGCUUUUGCUGAAGCUAAGAGCAAUGCCCAACGAAAUAAUGCUCAAAGGAACCAUACCCAAAGAACUUGUGGAAAUGCUGUUGUUGUCGAUGUAGAUUCCGUCAUUGCAGGUCGAACAACUAGGUUGACUUAUAAUAACCCCAAUAAACGCAGAAGAAGUCCAUCAAAUCAUGCAGUUAUUAAUUGUGAACAUUAUGUAAAUUUGGAAAGCAGUGGCAGCUCUAUGAGAGAUAAUGCGCAACAGCUGCAGCCACCUCCACCUCCAAAGGAGCCAACCUUCAACUGUCCAAUAUGCAUGGGUCCAUUUGUUGAAGAAACAUCAACAAAAUGUGGGCACAUUUUCUGUAAGGCUUGCAUUAGGGCUGCAAUUGGAGUACAGUCGAAAUGUCCUACUUGUAGGAAAAAAGUCACUGUUAAAGAACUUAUUAGAGUGUUCCUUCCAGCAACCAGUUGAUCAUGUUUCUCACAACCAAAUAUUAUAUAUGGUUGAUAGAUGCAUCUUUGAGAUAGAGGUAUGGAGAUGGAAGAAUUGCAGUAUCAUGUUGGUUGAUUCUUAUUGUUUACUUCCUAAAUUUGAAUUUCAUCUAACAUGUGCAGUAAUUCAGUCAAAAUUUGAUAUGCCUGAAGGCAAUAGUGGACUUUCGUUUUUGGGUAAAAAAAUUUAUGUCAAAUGGUUGAUUGGAUGGAUGGAUUAAUUAUCUGUUUUCUUUUGUUGUUAGCUAUGUUAAAUGGCAAUCAGGUGAUAGCAGAAUUAAUAUGAAAUGCCACCAUGUUCUGGUUUUUCUGCAUUCA